Messenger RNA from Rhinocladiella mackenziei CBS 650.93, 1017 nucleotides. RefSeq lists its product as uncharacterized. The coding region runs from base 1 to 1017 and encodes 338 amino acids. Gene Ontology annotation, molecular function: arylformamidase activity. The transcript is spliced from 3 exons. The record is from RefSeq and is a predicted model, not a curated record. Lineage: Eukaryota; Fungi; Ascomycota; Eurotiomycetes; Chaetothyriales; Herpotrichiellaceae.
AUGACUCACGCGAACUUUCCAUCCUUUGACGAUCUGCCUUUGGUGAAAGACGGACCUCCUGGAAAUGCAUGGGGCCUUUUCGGGUCUCAGGAUGAGCUCGGGAUGCUGAACCUGCUGACUGAGCGCGUUGUUGCUGAAGCAGCACAAGAAAUCAAGGACGGAAAGCGUUUUCACCUAGAUUGGUCAAUGGACAUGCCGUCGUCCCCUGCAUUUGGCCGUCAACAAUUCCAGCACCAUUUGCUACACUCGGACGAGCCCACCUUUAUGAAUGACGAUACGUUGACUUUCAAUACACAGAGCUCAACUCAGUGGGAUGGGUUUCGUCAUUAUGCCUACCAACGCUCAAGACUGUUUUAUAAUGGUCAUAGACAGGAGGAGUUCCAAACCUCACCAAUAUUAGGAAUUGACCGCAAGUUUUGUGGCCCGCAUUCCAUUACUCUACUGACACUGGCAGGGUGGGUGAAGAAAGGGGGCAUCAUCGGCCGAGGAGUUCUCCUCGACUGGGCCAGCUGGGCCGCUGCCAACGGGAUCGCGAUCACCCCGUUCGAAUCUGCGCCGAUCAAGUUAGAGCACUUAGUCAGCAUUGUGGCGGAACAGGAUAUCAAAUUCAAGACCGGGGAUAUACUCUUUGUUCGUUGCGGAUACGCCGACGCAUACAGCCGCUUGUCACCGCAAGAACGAGAAGAAUUUCCUCGUCGCAAGCCAGGAGGUAUGCUGGGUCUCGAGGCGACUAAAGACUCGCUACGGUGGUUGUGGGAAAACCGCUUUUCGGCAGUGGCGGGAGAUUCACCCAGUUUUGAACGCGGCUCUGUCUUGGGCAGCUACAAUGAUCCCGAUGUCACCGUCCACCAAUGGCUACUGGCCGGCUGGGGCAUGCCGAUAGGAGAGAUGUUUAACCUCGAAGGAGUCUCAGCGCACUGCCGAAAAACUGGCCGAUACAGCUUCUUUGUAUCGAGCGUGCCGAUUCAUGUUCCUGGAGGCGUGGCGAGCCCGCCAAAUGCUGUGGCAAUCUUCUGA